Molecule: messenger RNA, 2061 nt
Organism: Anarrhichthys ocellatus (wolf-eel)
Lineage: Eukaryota; Metazoa; Chordata; Actinopteri; Perciformes; Anarhichadidae
Gene: tslig3b
Product: family with sequence similarity 98 member B
Exons: 8
Coding region: 123-1250 (375 amino acids)
Cellular component (GO): tRNA-splicing ligase complex
Source: RefSeq, a predicted model, not a curated record
GGAACAGUAAGGAGGCGUGAGAGUGCGCGGAAAUGAGUAGGGGCAAAAUCUGUAGAUGUUGACAUAGUUUUAUCCGUAACAUGUUUUCAGUAGACUAACUCAAAAACCUCACGGAUUCAGCGAUGGAGUGCGACAUUUUGGACUCGUUAGAGCAACUUGGCUAUGACGGUCCUCUGCUGGAGGAGAAGGUGCUGCUCGGAGCCGCAGAGGGAGGCCUGUCGUCGCCUGAGUAUGUGGACCUGUGCAGGUGGCUGGCAUCCAAGUUAAAGCCGCUGUGUGAUCUGGAGGAGAGCAUUACUUCCGGUCCAGACGACAUGGACAGCCUUCAGGUGGAGAUGAGUGGUCUGCUGAAAGAGUUGCACUGUCCUUAUGGAGAAGUCGUGUCAGGGAUCCUUAAGGGCAUUGUACGAAAUGCAAAAGAUCAUCUCAAGUGUGUCUUGUUCCUGACCUCUGAGCUCCAGGCAGCGCAGAUCGUGAUGAGCAGAGGACUCGCUCAUAAACAACCAGAAGAGAGUCCGGUGCAUCAGGAACUCCUGGCAAUCUGUGAAACCCUGGACCUACCAGAGCCCAGAGGACAGGACGCAGCUGGAGUUUUAUCUCAAGUCCAACACAAGGUGGAAGAAGUACUUAAAGAUCUUCCAAAUAGCUCCAUUGGAAACCCAUUGCUAAAGAAAUCUUUAUGCAGUGAACAAUGGGAGAAGUUGCACAACAUAAACACAGCUCUGUCUUCAGAGUACGAGUGUCGGCGCAGGAUGCUGAUCAAACGGCUGGAUGUCACAGUUCAGUCAUUCGGGUGGUCAGACAGAGCCAAGGUAAAGGUGGACAGCAUGGCCAAGGCCUAUCAGCCAAGGAGGCACUCUCUGAGGCCACAGUCCACAGUGGGUAUGGCUGAGCUGCUGGCGGCCAGAGAAGACAUCUGCAACGUGGUGAAGACCAGCAGCGGCUCCAGCAGGGAGAAGACAGCUUGUGCUGUCAACAAGAUCCUGAUGGGGAGAGUCCCAGACAGAGGAGGACGUCCCUCAGAGAUACAAGCCCCGCCUCCUGAGAUGCCACCCUGGCAAAAAAGACAAGAUGGAGGAAGAGGGGGUGGCUCGGGAGGAGGUAGGGGAAGAGGUGGUGGUGGUGGAUGGGGGGGUGGUGGUGGUGGAUGGGGGGGUGGUGGUGGUAGUGCAAGAGGAGGAAGAGGAGGAGGAGGUGGUGGAUGGAACCAUGGAGGACAUGGUGGAAAGAGAGGGAGGUACCAGUAUUAAUUUCUACUGAUUGAUCGUGUGUUUUGUUUUUUUAAGUCAUCCAAGUGUAAUGAACAUGAACUCAAUUACUUUUUAAUGUACUGACUGUAAAACAUCUUGAUUUUAGAUUAUUUAUAAUUCUAUUUUUUAUUAUCAGUUUUAUUUUUCUUUUUUCAUUUUCUCAUCAGUGUUAAGUCGAAAGAAAUACCACUCAUUGAAAGUACUUUUUUGUACAACAAAUGAUCCAACAUCACCAUACUACUGUCUAUAAUCAUACUACAUACUGAUUCUGAAGAGGGUUUGAGUAUGUAUUCUGUUCACUCUGUAAAAGUGACUACAUGUCGGUACUUAAAACUCAGUAUGGGAACAAAAGAAACCUUGACUUUUGAGUAUGUUGAGGCUCUACCACAAUUGAGGAGCUGCUCACAACUGGAGAACUAAAAUUCUUUCAAAUGUUGGAACAAAUGCUAACUGGUAGAUGAGUGUAUACUUUGUACAAUUAGUUUGCAGUAUGGAUUUGAGACGGUUUGUUUUUUUCACUGAAGUCGAAGGAACAAAAACACUACAUUUCUUUUCAGCAUAAAACAAGUUUACCAUGAACAUUUUUGCCUUUUUAAGAUUAUGUAGUUGAAGUUAAAGGCGAACGUAGAAAAGACUAAAGAGCCGUCGGUGUGAAACCCUGGAGCUGAGGAUGCCAAGAAGUUUCAAAUCUGUAUUUUACAUUUCAGACUAAAAAAAUAUAAUCUUACACCUCAUUUCCUUGAAGAUUCUGUACCAGCCGUGAUCCCUUUUCACCUCUGAAUAAAUGUAAUAAAGAUCUCUUCCAAUGAAA